Molecule: messenger RNA, 1337 nt
Organism: Castor canadensis (American beaver)
Lineage: Eukaryota; Metazoa; Chordata; Mammalia; Rodentia; Castoridae
Source: RefSeq, a predicted model, not a curated record
GAUUCCAGCGACAGGCGACAAAGGACGGUAGUAGGAGCCUCUGAAGUCUGACUCGGCCAGUGGGAAUUCCACCUGCAUCACAAAGGCGAGGGGCACACCUGAACCAGGGCUGACAGGAAAAGAAACAGGGAAGAUUGACCAAGAAAUUCACAGAUACAACACCCCUGGGUUCACAGGCUGCCUCUCCAGAGUCCAGUUCAACCACAUCGCCCCGCUCAAGGCUGCCUUGAGGCAGACAAACGCCUCCGCCCACGUCCACAUCCAGGGCGAGCUGGUGGAGUCCAACUGCGGAGCCUCCCCACUGACGCUUUCCCCGAUGUCGUCAGCCACUGACCCCUGGCACCUAGAUCACCUGGAUUCAGCCAGUGCUGAUUUUCCAUACAACCCAGGACAAGGCCAAGCUAUAAGAAAUGGAGUCAACAGGAAUUCCGCCAUCAUUGGAGGGGUCAUCGCCGUGGUGAUUUUCACCAUCCUCUGCACCCUGGUCUUCCUCAUCAGGUACAUGUUCCGUCACAAGGGCACCUACCACACCAACGAGGCCAAGGGAGCCGAGUCGGCGGAGAGCGCCGAUGCUGCCAUCAUGAACAACGACCCCAAUUUCACAGAGACCAUUGACGAAAGCAAAAAGGAGUGGCUCAUUUGAGGGGUGGCUGUUGGCCGUGGGUUAGGGAGGGGCGUGACAGGGAGGAGGGGAAGGGACGAGAGCACCCCGCUUUAUACCCGGAGCACAUCCUUACAGAAUCAGCACAGCUGCGGAAGGCAGGCAACAAUAUUCUCGAGACUGAUCACCACAAAACACACACACAAAAAAACUUUUUAAUAUUUCUUUAUAGCUGAGUUCCCCCUUCAGUAUAAUACAAAAUAAUACAAAAAUGCUUUUAGAGUUUAAGCAAUGGUUGAGAUUUGUAGGUAAUAUCUGUCCUAUUUUGUGUGUGCUUAGAGGUGUUCUAAAAACCCCUGGUAACAGGGCAAGUUUUCUACAUUUUUAAGAGCCCUUAGAAGGUGGAUAUUUUUUCUUGAGAAAAACUUGAUGCACAUCCCUAGAUCCUCUGGCAUUCUCUUCCUUUUGCAUAUAAUCAACUUUUUCUGGGCUGUUAUAGCAACUAGUUUGUGUUCAUACAACAUUUCUAUUGGUAUCCUAUAAAUUAGAAAAGAAAAGGGCAAAGAGAACCUAUUUGCCAGUUUUCAGAGACCUCAGCUUAAGCCAGUUUUCUGAGAGUCCCUGCCUGACAGCAGCAGUUGAAGGAAGAGGUAUAUGGCUCCUGUCAUGUAGCCACAAAAUCAGCACAAGCAGAGAGAAUUGGGAAAGAACCAGGGAAAGUAGUGUAUAUCAGAGU